Messenger RNA from Acanthosepion pharaonis, 3126 nucleotides. The record is from the annotation of a GenBank genome assembly. Lineage: Eukaryota; Metazoa; Mollusca; Cephalopoda; Sepiida; Sepiidae.
AUGGAAACGUUUUCCUCUCCUGAGAGAAAUGGAAGGAAAAAAGCCCAAGAAAGAUGGAAGAAAAUAAAAGGCUCCCUUAAUUUAGUCACCAGUGCGAUGAUCGCCAAUGAGCAAGACAGGAAGCUGCUUGUCCAGGGUCUUCGAUUGAAUCGCAAAAUCAAAUAUUCUGAGAAUAUCACAGAUGUACAAUUCUUGCCAAGCAGACAGGAAUACAUUAUAAUCAGUGGAAAUAAGGCACAGUUCCUGAGUGAAGACGGUCGAAAGAAAAACGGACAUGCAUUUCGUUUUACCAAAAUUCUUCAUAACAUGGAACUGAAAAGAUAUAUUGGUUGGAAUGAAGACGAAUAUCAGUUAAAUUUGCUGACAAUGCGAUUUGAAAUUCUCCAUACAGUAAAUUGUCCAGAUAAAAUCCAACAUGUUGCAUUCAAUCCUUGUAUCAAUGAACUGGUCUCUGUGUGCAGGAAUUAUCUAUGCGUUUGGAUAUUUCAGAAUGGUUCUAAGAGUUUGGUCCUAAAGCACAAAGUAAAAGUGACCAAUAAUCCAACUGACACAAUAUCAGGAAUUGUAAUUCAAAACAGCGCCAGUAAAUUGCAGAAAUGUUUUUUGUCCAGAGACGCUGAUGUUUACGUUUUUCAGGUGCGUUCCACUCAGUUCUUACUCCAUAAAAAGGAUCUGCACCAGCGAAAAAUAUCUGCCAUGACCUAUUUUAAUCCUUUCAAAAUUCUCGUCACCGGCUCUCUCGAUGGGUGCAUCAAAGUGUGGAAUCACAACUGGAACGUCUUGAUGGUGUUUGUAAGUCAUGAAAACAAGAUAACGAAACUCUGUCAUUUUCCUGGAACUACAGCACAUCUUCUGUCGGCCAGUUCGGACUUAACUCUCAGAGUCUGGAACCUUGAUGUUCAAGAGGAGGUCGGAAGGACAGACAUUGAAGAAGAUGUCCAAAUUUUCGGUUGCCAACCAGAAAGAGAAGUCUUCCACAGUUGCUCGGGAAAUGAACUCACCAUUUGGAAGAUCGAUAGAUUUUAUCAUCUUCAUAUGAACAUUGGGUUCCAGGUGACAUCGAUAAAGGUGACAACUCAUCCUGUCUACCCUCAAAGAGCCGUGGUCACCACAAACGACCUGACAAUCCGUCUAAUAAUGCCUCAAACAGCAGAACUGAUAACCAAAUUAAUUAUCCCCACAUUUGAAAAUUUACAAAUUAGAGACGUUGUGUAUGCUAUUGCAGAAGAAAUCAUUUUUGUAUCUCUUAGUGAUGCAACAAUUAUAAAAGCUUCCACGAAAAGUCAUCCAUGCAGCGUAAUCGACACUUGGCAAUACGAAGAAGGAAGAGGCUUCAACUGUCUUGUCUUAUACGAACACGUAGCCAGUAAUAUAAAAACGAAAGAAAUGAGCAACUUCAUGAAGAACUUGACCACCCAGUCUGUCGAGAGCGGAGUGCUGACCACACCGAAAAACACCAAUCGGACAAUUCUAAUUGGUGGCACAUCCAAUGGACAAAUCUGUGCCCUCGACUGGCAGACUGGACACCCAAAUAUCCAAAUACAAGCUCACAAUGGUUCAGAGGUGUUGUCACUGGUAACGAAUGUGCGCUUUGACCAAGUGAUUUCAAGCGGCAGAGAUCAUGUUAUCAAAAUCUGGCGUUUUUAUCCUUUCGCGGCCGAGUGUUUGGUUCCAUUGAUGUCCUUCUACUGUUCCUGCACGCCUACUCAAUUGACAGUUAUGAAGAACUUGCUUUGCGUAGCAUUUCAAGACCAUAAUACUCUCAACUUCAGCAUUGUGGCUUAUGACUUGGCAAAUUCAGAUCGCUUCGAUCAUUCUCCCGAGGUUGAUCACUUGGAUAGCGUCGUCGCUUUCGCCACUUGCUCAACAAUGAAUAUUUUUGCUUCUGCAAGUCAAGAUGGCACACUUAAGUUCUGGAAUGAAACAAAUGAUUUGAUCAAAACUCUCCAGCUUGCGGCCUGUCCCACCAGUCUCUGUUUCUAUGGUAACAAGGGAGACUUGUUGAUUGGAAUCGGAUUCCAGCUUUACCAUAUUCCGUAUAUGGCCUAUCUGCCAAGUUCUUACCGAAUAAAAAUGCUGUCUUUGAUGUUGGAAGAACCAAAGAUCGAUGAGUCAAUUCCAGAAGACACAGACAAGAUGAAGGAACUGGAGAAAUUUCGGAGUGGUCUGUCUCAGACCAUCAAAAGGCUUCCAGUGUAUGAAGAUAGCUUAACAAAGGAAGAAGCAGAACAUCUGGACUUGGAGAAACAACAAAAGGCACAUGCAUUCAAGGUUUUUACAGAAAGAGAAAAUGACUUACAGCUCAUUAAAGAUGGCAAAUAUUUCAGCACUAAGAAAUCCGGCCCCGAACAAAAGGAAGUCAGAAAGGAAGCGUUUGAGAAUUACCUGAAGCUCAUUUAUAAUAAAAUCAAUUUACAAAUUCCGGAAGAGCUAAUGUACCUUAACGAUGACGUUUGUGAAAAUAUAAAUAGGCCUUCCACCAAAAAAGAUGUUUCUGAAUUCGGAGCCAGUAAACCUGGAAAAAUCCCUGGUUUUUUUCCUGACUGGCGAUCAGCGUAUACUCGACCUCUACGUCCUGGCGUGAAAGUUCAAUUUCCUGGAAAUAUCAACCCAAACGGCUAUCUACCCAAUUCGGUCCUUAUCAAAUUACUGUGGGGAGACCAUAACCUUAAGAACCAAGAAGAUGACAGAAAACAACACGACACAGAAAUUAAGAAGCUUUUUACCAACUUGAGAUUCAUGCCCCCUCAACCAGUAGAGAAAGAACGUUCCUUAUCACCACCUUCACCAAUUCCUGAACCAUCACCAAGGGAAGAAACUCCGAUUCCAGAAGAAGAUCCAAGUCCGGAACCUCUCAGCGAAGCGACUAUCUCUGUCGAAGAAACCGAAAUUGUAGAAACUGUGGAAUUAGUUGCCCCAGCUGUCACAGCGAAAGCAGAAAGAGUCGUGGUGGAAGAUCCAGAAGGAAAUUCUGUGAUUAAUGUCGCGAAUAUCUUCGGCGGCUGCUCUCAGUCAAGAAGGAGUGGCGAUGUCGUCAACGACAGAAGAAUAUCCGCCCGAGAUUGGCAAAUACGAGUCGAUGGAAUGGUUCAAAAUUUGUUGCCCGCAACCAAAACAGGUCAGUGA